UGGAGUCUGGCUGCGCGUGCUGCUGACGGUUGUUCGGUUUGAACGGAAAGAAAAACACCGAAGAGUUUCUGAGCUUUGUUCACCGGCCACACACCGACCAACGGAGGCAGCGAUACCGGGAAAAAUCCGGUUCUCUCCGGGGACAGACGAUGUAUCAGUGGGAUCUGUCUCCAUUCUCAGUGAGUCCAGCUGCCAGCCUGCUGUCCAGAUGUGUCUCCAGAGGAGCUCUGUCUCAGGAGGAAUUAGACUCCGCCUCCAUCAGGAGGAGCCCCACCUUCUCUCAUCUGCAUGAGGCUGAGCAGCAAAUCAGAAUGCAGAGGCAGCUGGAUGAGGUGCAGCUGGAGGCGGAGCUGCUGCAGAUCCAGAGGACGAGCGCCGACGUCACACACACAUUUUACCUCACUCACAGGUUCCAGAUGUUGCAGAUGUUUUGUGGUCACCUGCAGGACCUGCUGAACCAUCAGAACAGCCUGAGACAGAGACUGAUGACACCUCUGGGUCGCACUAACCUGUCCGUUGUGGCUCACCUGCACAGGUCUGUGGUGGAGGCUGUGAAGAUGCUGCUGGACUUCAUAGAGACCCUGGAGGAGAAGCUGGACUCGGUCCACAGCUGCAGCUCCACCGGAGAGCGGAUCACCCAGCUGAAUACCUCUCUCGCCCAGCUGCUGGCUCAGGUGGCAGAGGUGCAGAGUUUAUCCAGUCAGGUUCUUCAGUGGAAGGAUGCCUCAGCUCUGCAUGACGACCUCUGACCCCUCACAAUCACCCUCUUCCUUCUGGACUGACAGGAUGUGGUCUUGUUGGACCAACAGAAACCUGUAUGUGGACUCCAUGGUGCCACACAUCGAAGACUUGAUGACUUUUGUUUCUUGUUUUGUGCUGAAAUCAGAUUUUGGUUCAGUGACGUUGAUUCUUAUCAUCAGACAUGUUAAUAAAAACCUCGUCUUUUAAACACCAGG
Messenger RNA from Toxotes jaculatrix (banded archerfish), 956 nucleotides. It is a transcript of the gene haus2, whose product is annotated as HAUS augmin like complex subunit 2. The transcript is spliced from 7 exons. NCBI's taxonomy places the organism in Eukaryota, Metazoa, Chordata, Actinopteri, Toxotidae. Gene Ontology annotation, biological process: microtubule nucleation; spindle assembly; centrosome cycle. Bases 150 to 749 code for a protein of 199 amino acids. The record is from RefSeq and is a predicted model, not a curated record. Gene Ontology annotation, cellular component: mitotic spindle microtubule; centrosome; HAUS complex.